This is a messenger RNA of Dissoconium aciculare CBS 342.82, 1217 nucleotides long. RefSeq names its product abhydrolase. The coding region runs from base 121 to 1101 and encodes 326 amino acids. NCBI's taxonomy places the organism in Eukaryota, Fungi, Ascomycota, Dothideomycetes, Mycosphaerellales, Dissoconiaceae. The record is from RefSeq and is a predicted model, not a curated record. The transcript has a single exon.
UGAUGUCUCGAUACAAUUUCAGGGUGUACAGCCUGUAUUGAGCGAUGCCUCAAUUACUGAGUUGGCUCCAAGUAAUGGAGGCUGUAGUCCCCGAAGGAUUGUUGAUGAUGCACCAACGGAAUGGAUUUACCCUUGCACGCCGAAUGCAGAAGCAGAUACGGCCCGCUUGUGUUCAUCUGCGAGCUGCGGUUCGUCGUUCUUCAUCAUACUCCUGGUGAAAGUCUGACUCCUGUAUUCCGAUCAUCCAGUUCAAUCAUGCCUGAACUGGACGUGCCCGGAGCGACGCUCCACUACGAGACUCAAGGAGCAGGCCCGGUGCUAUUGUGUAUCAGUGGAGCGAGCGGCAGCCAUGAGAUCUACAAGCCGAUCGCCAGAUAUCUCAAAGAUAAAUUCACUGUCGUGAUGUAUGACCGACGAGGUUUCUCACAGAGCUAUCUCACUGGGGCGCAAGAUUAUGACCAGCGAGUGGAACGCGAUGCCGACGAUGCUGCAGCUUUGAUCCAACACCUUUCGCCAGACGAGCCAGCAACCGUGUUGGCAAACAGCUCAGGAGCAAUCGUUUCACUGAAGCUUCUACAACGGCACGAGGAUGAGAUUCGAUUCCUUGUCUGUCAUGAACCGCCAGCAUUUAGCUUCCUUCCCGACCGCGACGAACUCGAACGGACACAAGACGGAAUCUACCAACUCUACCGCAAAGGCGGCACUUUCCCUGCCCUGGCCGAGUUUGCGAAAAUGAUCGACACGCCCGAGCAGGAACUCCCUUUGUUCAUGAAGGCAUUUGAUCCACGGUCUGGGCCGAACGUCUUUGCGAAUGUGCAGUAUUGGUUCGAACGCGAGCUGCCUUACUAUCCGCUCACAAAAUAUGCCUCCCGAGAUUUUCAACCUUUGCGACAUAAAUUGUUGUUGGCAAACGGAGCAGAUACCAGAACUCACACAUUUCAAUACCGUGCUAACGCAACAUUGGCACAAGACCUUGGGCAGGAAUUGGUCAUCGUUGCCGGAGCCCACAUCGGAUUCGCGACUCAUGCAAAGCAGUUUGCGGUUGACAUGGUGGAAGCAUUGAAAGAACGAGACGGUUUUUACGAGACCCUCUCUGGGUAGUGGCAGGAUUCUCAUAUUCAGUAUGCAUACAACGCGUCCUCGAUAAUUAUCUGGUCAAUGAUUUUGAAUUUUGUAUGCAAAAUAAACAUCCGUGACCCAAGCAUUUCGAUAUCCAU